GAGAAAUAAAUUCCAAUCAGUGUGAAAGUGUGCUAAGAGAAGAGACGGUGUCAGGGGAAUUAGAAAUCAGCACUGAGAAUUCUCUGACAGACAUGCCAUUUGCUACUGUAGAUAUUCAAGAUGACUGUGGAAUCACUGAUGUACCUCAAAUGAAUUCAAAGAGGAGCAAAGAAAAAGAAGGCAUCAAGAAUGAUCACAUAAAGAAGAGGAAAAAAGCCACGAAAAAUUAUCAGCCCAACUAUUUCUUGUCUGUUCCGAUUACCAACAAAAAGAUUACAGCUGGAAUUAAGGUCUUGCAAAACACAAUACUGCAACAGGAUAAGCGACUGGCCAAAGCCAUGGUGGGUGAUGGUUCCCUUCAUAUCACCUUGCUAGUGAUGCAGUUGUUAAAUGAAGAUGAAGUAAACAUUGGUACUGAUGCGCUUUUGGAACUGAAGCCAUUCAUUGAGGAAAUCCUUCAAGGGAAGCACCUGACUUUGCCCUUCCAAGGGAUUGACACUUUCCAAAGUCAGGUUGGCUUUGUGAAGCUAGCAGAUGGAGAUCACAUCAACACACUUACAGAGAUAGCAGAGACUGCAAAAAGAACAUUUCAAGAAAAAGGCAUCCUGGCGGGAGAAAGCAGAAGCUUUAAGCCUCACUUGACCUUUAUGAAACUGUCAAAAGCACCAAUGCUCAGGAAGAAGUGGUGUGCUAGGCAAAGAAGAGCUGUAGAUCAGCAGAGGCAAACUUCUAAGACGGCAGGAGAGAUAUACAGUCACCUACUGCUAACUAGAGGAGAUGCAGUCAUAGAGGGAGUGAAGAAAAUAGAGCCCGAGUUAUAUGAACAAUUUAUCAACCACAGAUUUGGAGAAGAAAUACUGUACCAGAUAGAUCUCUGCUCCAUGCUGAAGAAAAAACAAAGUAAUGGUUAUUACCACUGUGAGGCUUCGAUUGUGAUUGGCAAGAAACCAGUUGGGAUCCAAGACUUAAUUAAUGAAGCUUUGCACCGAGAAAGGAUGGAGCUGAAGUCCAAAGUGAAACAGAUAAAGGAACUUUUGCUAAAGCCUGAGACUCAGGCCAUGAUUAGGAAGGAGCUUUUCGAAGGAAGAGUUCUUAAUGAUGGUAAUCACACGAUGAUGCUGACUUCAGUGUGACUUUGCUGUAGCUCUUCACUGCUUAUGAUGGUAAAAACCUUAUGAACUCUCAGUCCAGCACAUAGCCCUUUGGUAAAUAACCAAAGUGUUCUUACAGUUUCUACAAAGCCCACAAACCAACAUUUGGUAAGGAAUCAACAACUUCUUGCCAAAGAAAACAUAUUUUUGCCUUAUCAUCAUCAUCAGCUAAAGUUGAGUUUUAGAAUGUUUGUUUGGGUGUUGACUCAUUUUAUAGAUAUAACUUCUUAGUUAGCUGUUGUGAGAUGUUCCAUGGGUCCUUGCAGAUAAAAAACAAAAAGCAAAGAACGUUGAUUAUGAAAAAUCCUUUGUAGACAAAAAUACAACAAGACAAAACCAACAACAGUAUUCUAAGGGCCGCCUGCCUCCUGUUGAUAUGACCCUUUCUUACUAGCAUUGGCCAGGCUCGUCCAGUCUCACGUUAUGUUACAUUUGAUGAGAAUUUGAAUGCUUAUUGAGUAUCCGUACUUGAAUGAACACUUAUAAAUGUAAUCAUUGCAGUCACUGGUUAAGAAUGUUUAUGAUAUCCACAUGUAUUAUUUUUCACUGAUGAAAAUGUAGUUUGCUUUUUCAUUUUUUAGGGAACAAAUGUUCAGUGUUUUUAUUUUCUGCUUUUCUGAAGAUGAGCCCCAAGCUGCACUGUGUUCUUCCCCAUUUGUAUAGUUUGCACUGGUUCACUUUUGUAUUUUUUGGUUGUGAGCCUAACCUUUAACGGCUGAGCCAUCUCUCCAGCCCCUGGUUCAUUUUUAAAAGAGCAUACUUAAAAUGUUUCUCCCCAUGUGAUGUUUAUUUGUAACAGCUUUUUCAAUAGUCAUUUAAAAGUUGCUGCUACUAAUAGAUGUUGGGGGAAGGAAAUGAUUAGAGAUCAAAUGUGUAGUCGUCUCACUUAUACAAUCCAGUUUGCUCGUGGAUUUUGGCUGUUUUUCACUGGGUAAAUGAUACUACAUUAAUUCAUAUUGUAAUACUUUUAUGAGUUCCUACAUUUCCAUGCCUCUUAAUAAAUGUACUGUUUCCCCUGC
Messenger RNA from Cricetulus griseus (Chinese hamster), 2170 nucleotides. The record is from RefSeq and is a predicted model, not a curated record. Lineage: Eukaryota; Metazoa; Chordata; Mammalia; Rodentia; Cricetidae.